Messenger RNA from Beta vulgaris subsp. vulgaris (sugar beet), 967 nucleotides. Its product is annotated as flavonoid 3',5'-methyltransferase. The transcript is spliced from 5 exons. The record is from RefSeq and is a predicted model, not a curated record. Gene Ontology annotation, molecular function: O-methyltransferase activity; S-adenosylmethionine-dependent methyltransferase activity. Bases 105 to 833 code for a protein of 242 amino acids. NCBI's taxonomy places the organism in Eukaryota, Viridiplantae, Streptophyta, Magnoliopsida, Caryophyllales, Amaranthaceae.
UGCGUCUCUCUCUGUAUAUAUAUAGCUUUCAGAGUUUCAGUACAACAAAAAUCAAAACACUUCUCAUACAAAUCCUUUGCUUAACUCUCUUAAUAGCAGCAAUAAUGGACUUGAACAAAAUCAAGGAGAAGACCAUUCUUGCAAGCCCAGCCCUUCAGGAGUAUAUCUUGAAUACAAGUGCUUACCCAAAUGAGCAUGAGCAGAUGAAGGAAAUUAGAGAUGCCACAGUGGUGAAAUACAAACAUAUGAGCAUCAUGAAUGCAUCAGCUGAUGAAGCACAAUUCCUUUCAAUACUAUUGAAACUCAUGAAUGCCAAGAACACUUUAGAAAUUGGCGUUUUUACUGGCUAUUCACUUCUUGCUACUGCACUCGCUCUCCCUGAAGAUGGCAAGGUUUUAGCAGUUGACCCAGAUAGAGAAGCAUACGAAGUUGGACUACCAGCCAUCAAAAAGGCCGGAGUUGAGCAUAAAAUUGACUUUGUUGAAGGAACCGCCACGCCAUUUUUGGAUGACCUAAUUAAUGAGGGUAAAGAAGGGACCUUUGAUUUUGCAUUUGUUGAUGCUGACAAGGAAAACUACAUCAAGUACCAUGAACCAUUGCUAAAACUUGUCAAAGUUGGAGGACUAAUUGCCUUUGACAACACUCUUUGGUUUGGCUCAGUUGCUUAUGAUGAAGAUGAUGAAAUAUUCAAGAAUGACCCAAUUAUGAAAGUUGUUAAACAUGGACUUGAGCCAAUCAAGAAGUUAAAUAGCUUCCUUGCAAAGGACCCUCGCAUUGAAUCAAGCCUUCUUUCAAUUGGUGAUGGACUUACACUUUGCAGGCGUAAAUAUUGAAGUUUCGUCUUUUUUUUCUCUAAUGUUAUGUUGAGUGGUUCUAAGUAAUUGUACCAAUAAAAUAGUCCUAUCAUGUUUUUUUUGAAGGGAUAAUGUUAUAAGUCAAUAAAAUAUUGAGAUCUUUUGGGCAAUAA